Messenger RNA from Racocetra persica, 321 nucleotides. Lineage: Eukaryota; Fungi; Glomeromycota; Glomeromycetes; Diversisporales; Gigasporaceae. The record is from the annotation of a GenBank genome assembly.
AUGUGUAAUUGGUGUUGUAAGAAAAAGAAUGAAUAUCUUUGCUCCAAAUAUAAUAAAGAGAAGCCUUCACUUGAGAAUAGCCAUAUUACUGUAGAAGAAACUAAACGUUAUAGUAAAAGUACUAGUCAUAAUUUUUAUAAUUGUAGGUAUAGAAAAAUAGAACCAUUUGUGAAAAAAGUUAAAUGUUCAUUUUGUUCUAAGUUAUAUUUUCCUAAAUAUCAUGAUGAAGGUUUUUUAUAUUUGAAAUCUCUUCCUGAUGAUGAUCCUAGACGUUCUUUACUUUGGAAUUCCAAUUGGUAUAAAGAUGAUGAAAAUAAUUAG